Mobula hypostoma (lesser devil ray) is the source of this 1620-nucleotide messenger RNA. RefSeq names its product ankyrin repeat domain 34Bb (gene ankrd34bb). The coding region runs from base 1 to 1620 and encodes 539 amino acids. The transcript has a single exon. Gene Ontology annotation, molecular function: protein binding. NCBI's taxonomy places the organism in Eukaryota, Metazoa, Chordata, Chondrichthyes, Myliobatiformes, Myliobatidae. The record is from RefSeq and is a predicted model, not a curated record.
AUGAGCGACCCUUGGACCGCGGACAAAGCCAUGGAAGUGCACACAGAUGGAAACUCUCUAUUGAAAGCUGUCUACCUGAGCAGACUGCGCCUCACCCGGCUGUUACUGGAGGGUGGGGCUUAUGUUAACGAAAGCAACGAACGAGGCGAAACUCCACUCAUGAUCGCCUGCAGAACCAAACACGUCGACCAGCAGAGCGUCAGCAAAGCAAAGAUGGUGAAAUAUCUUCUGGAAAAUCAUGCUGAUCCCAACAUCCAAGACAAGUCGGGAAAGACGGCCUUAAUGCACGCAUGCCUGGAGCGGGCUGGCGUUGAGAUUGUCACCUUACUGCUGAGAGGCGGGGCGGACCCCAGUCUGGUAGAUCACUCCGGCAGCUCCGCCCUGGUCUACGCCAUAAAUGCCGACGAUAAGGACACCCUUAAAGUCCUGUUGGAUACCUGCAAGGCAAGAGGAAAGGAAGUAAUUAUCAUUACCAAGGAUAAGUCACCCUCUGGGAGGCAGACGACCAGGCAAUAUCUAAAUGUAGUUCCUCCUAAAGAUGAUGAUGAUCACACUUCACCAGGCCCUUGCACCUCACCCUCAGAAAUUGAGCUGAAAACGACGCCACCUCGCCCCGCACACAAUGCAGUUGAAGAUCAGCACAUUUUCUCCUUCAAAGACUCAGUACACGUCGGCAAUGACAAAGGCUCGUUGGAGCCAGCUUCUCCCACAAGGAGCUUAUGCCAGCCGCCGCCGGGAGCCAGGCUGCCGCAGCUGCAAAGGCUGCACUCUGAGCCGUGGCUGACCAUGUCCACAUCGCUCCUGUCUCAGCAUAAAACAUCCUCCUUCCCGGAAGAUGUGCGUAGCCUGACUGUGGAAGAAGCCCUUUCUCUUAAAAUCAACGGCCUGAAUUUACCCAAGAGACUCUUCACCAGGCACCAAAGUAUCGAGAUGAAGGACCCAGCAGCUUUGUUAAGGUCCUUAGGUCAGGCUUCGGCUCUCGCAGCACCAAGGAAGUUCUCCUGUGGAGAAAUCCACUCGCAAUCUCUUCCCUCCGGCCUGUGCCAUAAUCCCGCCGUUCCUGUGGACACAGAUCCAGAUUCAAUACCCUCAAUUUCUGUUUCUAGUUUACGAAACAUUGUAGAGAGAAGAAACCUGGGCAUUGAUCAUUACAAUUCCGACUCACAACUCACAAUCUGUUUAAAGCAAAUGCCGGCUGACGAAGGCAAACCAGUUCCGGAGAGGAAGAAGAUAUUCUCUUCGCCUUUAUCUGCAGUCACGAGUUCCCGAAGUUCCCUAGACAAUUUGCGAAUUAGUUCUCUGGGCACUGCGGGCAAGAGACACGCUGGCAUUCUGGAGAGGAGAGGCUCGGGGACGUUGCUUUUAGACCAUGUUUCACAAACAAGGCCAGGCUACCUCCCGCCCUUGAAGAUUAAUUCCCAGCGUCCGGUUCCCGAUAUUGGAACCAGUAACAAAAGCGCGGUGGCAGUAUCCAAUGCUGCAAAGCCUCGGAUACCAGCUGCUCCGAACAGUCAAAAAGCAACAAGCAUCAAAAGCAAGAAGGUCCUACUGAGGAGACACUCGGCCCAGGUAGAGCAAAUAAAGCAGCUGGCCAACUUUGAGGAAAUCUUUGGGCAGUGA